Messenger RNA from Octopus sinensis (East Asian common octopus), 2931 nucleotides. RefSeq names its product kelch-like protein 2. The transcript has 12 exons. The coding region runs from base 659 to 2395 and encodes 578 amino acids. Gene Ontology annotation, molecular function: protein binding. The record is from RefSeq and is a predicted model, not a curated record. NCBI's taxonomy places the organism in Eukaryota, Metazoa, Mollusca, Cephalopoda, Octopoda, Octopodidae.
UGAAUGAAAAAUAUUAGAAUGAAACUGCGAAACAAGGGAAAAGUGUGGUGGAUAUGGAUAAGGAAAACAAAAUAACGAGAAAGAAGAAAUAGUGAGAAAAAAAUUUUUAAAUUCCAUUUAUUAAUAAGAAUGGCUUUGUUUAUUGGAAAUUGAAGAGGUAAUCACGUGACUAUUGGAAGUGGCGAAUCUGUCUGUCUGUCUGUUUGGCUCCUGUUGCUUUGUAUUGCGACCAAACACAUGGCAAUUGAUGGGGAUUGUUCACCAAUUUUACUCUGAUAUUAGUUUAAACGACGGAGAAAACGAAAUAAGACAGAAACGCACUUGGAAAACCUUUAAUCUCCGCUAAUUAUUUCUUCACAGACGUGUGUUUGGAGCAACAGGGAAUGCUACUGGCUUACAACACCACACAUUAAUUUAUAUACUUAUAUUAUAUACGUCUCUGUAUUAUAUAUGAAAAAAGAAAGACAUCCAAGAUCUUUAUUGCUUUUCUGUGAAAGAAAAUUUAUGAUAGCCAACUAUAUGACUACAUUUUAGACAUUCCCAAGAAACCUAAGGAAAUCUCUUUACAAUGAUUUAUCAAGCACAGGACCAAUCUUUCAUUCAAGUUCAUUGCUGUGGUCGUCUAUUGAUGAGGGUCAAAAUCCUGCACAGUUAAGGAAUGGAUAUUCGCCGACCGAAAAUGCUGGCUGGUCGAGAACAUCCAGCUUACAAAAACAAGCAACAUUCAGAGCAAGCAUUUGAGAAACUGAAUCAAAUGAGAAAAAUGGGGAAGUUGUGUGACGUGACCUUGCUUGCUGGAGAUACUGAAAUAUUGGCUCAUCGUGCUGUGCUUGCCUCUUGUAGUCCGUACUUUUAUGCCAUGUUUAAUGCUGAAAUGGCUGAAUCGAAAGCCGAGAAAGUGACCUUGCACCAAAUAGAUCCUGCUGCCUUAAGUAUGUUGAUUGACUUUGUGUAUACAUCUGAAAUACACGUAACUGAAGACAAUGUACAGACUUUGUUGCCAGCCUCUAAUUUACUCCAAUUAACUGAAGUCCAAGAAGCUUGCUGUGAAUUUUUGCAAAGUCAACUCCAUCCUUCCAAUUGUCUUGGCAUCAAAGAUUUUGCUGAUCUCCAUGACUGUACAGAACUUCUCAACUAUACACAGACCUACAUAGAACAACAUUUCAGCGAAGUUGUUUACUAUGAUGAAUUUCUAUCACUAACAGCUUGUCAAGUGUCUAAGCUUAUUGCUAGUGAUAGACUUACAGUUCCAUCAGAGGAACAGGUGUUUGAGGCUGUCCUGUCUUGGAUUGAACAUGAUACAGAGAAUCGACAACUUAGCAUCGCUGAACUGAUGGAACAUGUCCGUUUACCAUUGAUGUCUCAAGAGUUUCUCGUCCAGCGAGUUGAAUGCGAACCUAUGAUUAAAUCCAACACACAAUGUAAAGAUCUUUUAAUUGAAGCCAUGAAGUACCACCUCCUCAAAGCGGAACAGAAAGCACUUUUUAAAACACCAAGGACUUUACCAAGAACUCCAAUUGGAUUGCCAAAGGUGUUACUGGUUCUUGGAGGACAGGCACCAAAAGCAAUAAAAAGUGUGGAAUGUUAUGAUUUUAAAGAAGAACGCUGGUAUCAGUUGGCCGAGAUGCCCAUCCGUCGGUGUCGUUGUGGUGUGGCUGUUGUUAAUGGUUUGGUUUAUGUUGUGGGUGGCUUCAGUGGUUCACUAAGAGUCCGGACAGUCGAUGCGUACGACCCUGUCAAAGAUGUCUGGAUCACAUGUCAGAGUAUGAAAGCCCGUCGAAGUACAUUAGGAGUUGCCUUACUAAAUGAUCUCAUCUAUGCAGUUGGUGGCUUUGAUGGUUCAUCAGGGCUUGAUGGUGCUGAAUGUUAUGAUGUGAAGACAGGACUGUGGAAAUCUGUUGCACCAAUGAGUAUCCGAAGAAGUAGCGUUGGAGUAGGAGUCGUGGGAGGUUUCCUUUACGCAGUCGGAGGGUAUGAUGGUUGUUCCAGACAAUGUUUAAGUACAGUGGAAUAUUUUGAUCCUGAAGCAAACUGCUGGCAUCCUGCUGCAGAAAUGUCUUGUAGAAGAAGUGGUGCUGGUGUAGGAGUUGUAGAUGGUUUAUUAUAUGCAGUUGGGGGUCAUGAUGGACCCCUUGUACGCAAAAGUGUAGAAGUUUACAACCCACAAACCAAUACGUGGAGUUUAGUGGCAGACAUGCAUUUUUGUCGUAGAAAUGCUGGAGUUGUGACAAAUGAAGGUCUUUUGUAUGUGAUUGGUGGAGAUGAUGGCUCUUCAAAUCUGGGCUCUAUUGAGUGCUACGAUGCCAAACUCAAUAAAUGGACCUUAUUACCUUCAUGUAUGGUAACAGGACGAAGUUAUGCAGGAGUUGUUGUGAUUGAUAAGCCUAUCACAUAACAGACUGUCAUCGUUUAACGAAAACCUGUCUUUUACAGAAAAAAAGUAUAAACUCUGAAAUUAUCCUGGUGACAAAUGAAUGAAGAAUGUUCGGAAAUGAUGCAGUGAGUGAGAAAUUCUGGCCAUUGCUGACCACUAUUUACAACUGUUGAGUGACAAAUACACACACACACACACCUGCAAAUUACUUGAGAAAAGAACUCUGAAAACCUGCCAGAUAAUCUCAUACAUGUGUGUGUAGGUCUGUAGACACAGACGUGUGUGUGUAUAUAUAUGUGUGUGUGUAUGUAUAUACAUACACACAUACGCAUGUAUGUGUGUAUGUAUAUAUUUAUAUACACACAGACACAUGUAUGUAUGUAUAUAUAUACAUACAUACACACAUAUACACAGACAGGAAAGAAUCACAAAAGUAAUGUUUGUCUUUGUUUUUUAUCUUUGUCUGUAAACGGUGACCCCAAAAGGGUCUGGUUUCAUGUCAAUUCCUCCUGGAUCCAUCUUGGUGUCUAAAGAAUGUAAAAAGAUCAAGAAGAAAA